Molecule: messenger RNA, 237 nt
Organism: Epithele typhae
Lineage: Eukaryota; Fungi; Basidiomycota; Agaricomycetes; Polyporales; Epitheliaceae
Product: enterobactin synthase subunit F
Exons: 1
Biological process (GO): secondary metabolite biosynthetic process; amino acid activation for nonribosomal peptide biosynthetic process
Cellular component (GO): cytoplasm
Molecular function (GO): phosphopantetheine binding
Source: RefSeq, a predicted model, not a curated record
GGCGAGCUCUGCCUCUCAGGCAACCAGGUCGGGCGCGGAUACCUCGGGCGCCCCGACCUCACUGCCGCCGCCUUCUUGCCCGACCCGUUCUCGGAGCCCAGGCUGAUGAUGUACCGCUCCAGCGACCGCGCAAGGUGGACGAGCGACGGCCUAAUCGAGUACCUCGGCCGGCAGGACGACACGUUCGUGAAGCCGCGCGGGCUCCGCGUCGACACGGGCGAGUCGGAGGACGCGAUC